Molecule: messenger RNA, 3274 nt
Organism: Brachypodium distachyon (stiff brome)
Lineage: Eukaryota; Viridiplantae; Streptophyta; Magnoliopsida; Poales; Poaceae
Product: trihelix transcription factor GTL1
Exons: 3
Coding region: 587-2716 (709 amino acids)
Source: RefSeq, a predicted model, not a curated record
ACAGCGCAGCAUCUCGUCUCUUCUUCUCACUCUCACCCGUCGUCUUCUUCCUCAACUUCUUCACAAGUUCACACUCUGCGCCCAUGCUCGAUCUCGGCGAUCCACACCGCCAUUUUUAUAUUUAGUGCCCACACCUGCUGCUUCCACAGUAACCGCUGUUAGUACCACUACAUACAUACCACCACCAUGGCCGCAUGCACCUUGUAGCUCCUCUCACCUUCCCCUUAAUUUGCUGGUAGAGAUGAGAUACACUAUCUCUUCCUGCCUGCCAGUGCCAGCCUAGCGCAAGCCAGAACACUAGCAAUAUCUCACUCCCAAAGUCCCAAUUAAUCCUCGCAAAAUCUUCUUCUCCGAUCUCUCCCUUUCCCCUUUUGCCUCGCCACUCGCCAGCUCCCUCUCCCUCUCUUCCAGUUGUGCUGUGUGCUGCGUGUGAGCUGUGCCUGUGCGCGCUUCUUCUUGCACGCGCGCCAUGGCACGGCAGCCUCGUCUGCUCAUCUCAACCUCAAUUCCACUCUAGUAGCUGCUGCCUAACAGCAGUGAAUCUCUACGCCUUUCUUUUACGGCCAAUUCAUCAGUUAAUCCCAGCAUGCAGCAGGAGCCGACGCCUGAGAUGCCGCCAUUCUCGCCGGCCGUGUGGCGGGGGCCCGCCGGGGCGCCGUCGCCCAUCAGCAGCCGUCCGCCGGCGCCGGGACAACAGCAGCAGAUGGUGGCGGCGGCCGACGAGCUCGGCGGCGGCGGCGGCGCGGCCGCGAGCGCGUCCGGGUCCGGCAGCCUGGACGGCGAGGAGGGCGGGUCGUCGGCGGCGGGGGGCAACCGGUGGCCGCGGGAGGAGACGCUGGCGCUGCUCAAGAUCCGGUCCGACAUGGACGCCGCCUUCCGCGAAGCCGCGCUCAAGGGGCCCCUCUGGGAACAAGUCUCCAGGAGGAUCGGGGAGAUGGGGUACAAGAGGAGCGGCAAGAAGUGCCGCGAGAAGUUCGAGAACGUGGACAAGUACUACCGCCGCACCAAGGACGGCCGCGCCGGCCGCGCACAUGGCAAGACUUACCGCUUCUUCUCCGAGCUUGAAGCUCUCCACUCCAUCUCCAUCUCCUCCUCCGCCGCUCACCCGCCGCCCCUCCCCGCCCUCGCGCCACCGCCUUCGAAGCUCCCUGCACCCUCGCCGCCGCUCCCCACGGCUACAUGCGCCAUGGCAGCGCCGGGCGCGAGCUUGUCUUCGCUGGGAGGAUCCGAUGGGUCGGAAACUGAUGACGACGAAAUUGCGGCGGAGGGCUCCAAGAAGCGGAAGCGGCAUAGCAGCAACUGGAGCGGCAUUACUACUACUAGCAGCGGGGGCGGCGGCGGCAAGAAGAAGCAGGCGACGAUGAGGCUUUUCGAGGGCAUGAUGCGGCAGGUGAUGGAGCGGCAGGAGGCGAUGCAGCAGCGGCUCCUGGACGCAAUAGAGCGGCGCGACCAGGAGCGGCUCGCCCGCGAGGAGUCCUGGCGCCGGGGGGAGACCGCGCGCCUCGCCCGCGAGCAGGACGCGCUCGCCCGCGACCGCGCCGCCGCAGCCGCCCGCGACGCCGCCGUCGUCUCCUUCAUCCACCGCGUCACCGGCCAGAUGGCCGUCCUCCCGCCACCGCCGCCGGAGACGAAGACGGCGACCAAGGCCGCCAUGCUCAAACGGCCGCCGCCAGCGCCGCCGUUGCAGCCGACCACGCCGCGGAAUCAGCCCCAGCAGCCGCACGUCGUCAUGCCGAUGUCGGCGCCGGCAUCGGCGUCGGCACCGGCACGGGCAGAGACGUCGCCGGCGCAGAGCAACGAGGUGGUGGCUGUCGGCGGCGUGGACACGGCGGCUGCGGCGUCGAGGUGGCCGAAGGCGGAGGUGCACGCGCUGAUCGAGCUUCGGACGGAGAUGGAGGCGCGGUACGGCAAUGGCGGCGGCGGCGGCCAUGAGACGCCCAACAAGGGCCCGCUGUGGGAGGACAUCGCGGCGGGGAUGCGGCGGCUCGGGUACGCCCGGAGCUCGAAGCGGUGCAAGGAGAAGUGGGAGAACAUCAACAAGUACUUCAAGAAGGUCAAGGAGAGCAGCCGGAGCAAGCAGCGGCCCGUGGACUCCAAGACCUGCCCCUACUUCCACCAGCUCGACAAGCUCUACCGCACCAAGGCACAGAAUGCUGCCGCCGCGUCUCAGAGCCCGACCGCGGUCACCGUGCUCGCCGCCGUGCCGCUCUCGUCCCAGACGCCGGCGCCGCAUAUCGUCGAGCACGGACCAGGCAAGAAUCUCAGCAAUGGUAAUGGCAACAGCAACGGCAUGCAAGCGAAGGCGAGCAAUGGCAAUGGCACAGCGGCGGCGAACAAGCUGGAGUCGAAGCAAGACGGCAUGAUCACGAAGGAGACGACGACGGAGCAGCAUCCCCAGCCGGCGGGCAGCCCCAUGGCGCCCAUGAACCACAACCUCAACAACUACGGCAACGGCAGAACGGAGGUCAUGCACGACGACAUGGACGACAUCGACAGCAUGGACGACGACGACGACUUCGACAGCGACGACGAAGACGACGCCAUUGGCGGCGGCCGCAACGAGCAGGUGCAGUCGUACGACAUUCGUUUCCAAAGCCAGCAGCAGCAGCAGCAGCAUCAGAACACUAAUGGCGGCGGCAACCCUCCGGCGGCGCCUGCAUCAGCGGCGGCGGCAAGUGGGGCGGCGCCGGCGCCGUUCUUGGCCAUGGUCCAGUGAGUGACGUCUGGCCGCUAGCUACAAAUCAAGCAAGGAACAAACGGUCAUGCAUGUAUGGUGCCCCAGGUGCUGCUGCCGAUCUCGAUCGAUAUCACAUACUAGUACAUCUGGAUCUACAAAAAGCCUUCCCACUUGUCGUUGCUAGAAUGCUAGGCAAAAAAGUAAAAACCUGUAGAUCGACCUGAAAAACACACCUAAAUUAAACCCACAGAGAAAGCUGCUCCAAACUUUAGCUUGUUUACUUAUUCCAAGUUCCCAUUCCUCCUCAUGCACAUAUAUACCGGGCCAUCGGGGUAUACAUAUAUCGUGUACAUGUGUCACAUUUCACCAUAGGUAAAAUUAUGCAUGCAUGGUAAAUUAAGGACGUUCAUGCGGGAAUUAGUUUCUUUUUCUUUUUCUUUUUUUCUUGAGGAUACUACUUUUUUUUUGUUAAAGGACAUUACUGUUCAGCAUAUGUGUUGUGUAACUUUUCUUUUUUGUCUCUCUCUCUCCCCAAAUUGUUUGUCAGUGACUGUCCAGAACUGUACACUUGGUAAAUGUGAAAAAUACCUUACCGCA